Messenger RNA from Lates calcarifer (barramundi perch), 1626 nucleotides. RefSeq names its product membrane-associated transporter protein-like. Gene Ontology annotation, cellular component: membrane. Gene Ontology annotation, molecular function: sucrose:proton symporter activity. The record is from RefSeq and is a predicted model, not a curated record. Lineage: Eukaryota; Metazoa; Chordata; Actinopteri; Centropomidae.
AUGGCUCCAAGGAGGAGUACAUGGACAGUGGGGAGGGCGCGGUGUUCGGAGCCGUGGAGCCCCCAGACGCUCUCGGGUCGCCUCAUCCUCCACGGCCUGGUCAUGUUUGGAAGGGAAUACUGGAGGCAGCCAGCCGUCACACCUUUCAGCCACCUUUUUGGUGAAGCACAGCCCAGCCCCAUCCUGGGCUUCCUGCUCCAGCCCGUCAUCGGCUCAGCCAGUGACCACUGCCGCUCGGCUUGGGGCCGGAGAAGGCCUUACAUUCUGACCCUGGGCAUCCUCAUGCUUGGAAUCACCCUGUUCCUGAAUGGAGAUGCAGUCAUCUCAGCACUAGUCAGUGACAGGUCAUUGAGGAGGAUAUGGGCCAUAGUGGUGGUGAUGUUCGGAGUUGUGCUGUUUGACUUCGCCGCAGACUUCAUCGACGGGCCCAUCAAGGCCUACCUGUUUGAUGUAUGCUCUCAUCAAGACAAGGAACGAGGUCUGCACUACCAUGCCCUCCUCACAGGUCUGGGCGGAGCGUGUGGUUACCUGGUGGGAGCUAUGGACUGGGGUCAUUCUGUGUUGGGUCAGCUGCUGGGCUCUGAGUACCAAGUCAUUUAUUUCUUCUCAGCAUUGACCUGGGGCAUCUUCCUCAGUGUGCAUCUCUUCAGUAUUCCAGAACAACCUCUGGGCAAGGACCGAUCUGCCUCUGACCCUUCACCUCCCAGUGCUCUCCGACUACUGGGGUCCCACAGUAAUGGAUACGGAGCACUGGAGAAAGAGCCUGUCUCUCCUGUAGUCCCAGCAUCUGUACCAGACCUCAGACCUAGGUCCUUCUCUGCUCUGGGGGAGGCCAACUCGGUGACCUCUAGUGCCAAGCAGCCAAACAAGGAGGCCCAGAAGAGGAUGACAUUCAGGUCGCUGAUGAAAACCAUCAUCAGUAUGCCAAGCCACUACCGCUACCUGUGUAUCAGUCACCUGCUGGGAUGGACAGCUUUCCUCUGCAAUAUGCUCUUCUUUACUGAUUUUAUGGGACAGAUUGUAUACAAAGGAAAUCCUUAUGCUGACCAUAACUCUACAGCCUAUGUCACAUAUGAGAGAGGAGUAGAAGUAGGCUGCUGGGGACUGUGUAUUAAUGCUGUGUCCUCUGCUCUCUACUCCUAUGUGCAGCGUUUCCUUCUCCCAUACAUUGGCCUGAAAGGAUUAUACUUCAUGGGCUACUUUGUGUUCGGUAUGGGCACCAGCCUGAUUGGUCUCUUCCCCAACAUCAUUGCCACGCUCAUCCUCUGCAGCGUGUUCGGCGUCAUGUCCAGCACGCUCUACACCAUCCCGUUCAACCUGAUAGCAGAGUAUCAGCGUGAGGAGGAGGAACAAAUGAAGCUGCGAGGAAGCAACCACAGUCCACGUGGCACCGGGGUGGACUGCGCCGCGCUCACCUGCAUGGUCCAGCUGGCUCAGAUUAUCGUGGGCGCGGGGCUCGGCGCUCUGGUCAACUUGGCAGGAAGUGUGGUCGUGGUGGUCCUCUCAGCUUCGACCAUGUCUCUGUUUGGCUGCAUCUUCAUCGCCCUAUUUAUCAGAUAUGUGGAAUGACUCUGCUCGUAUGAAAGUAUUUUAAUGGUAUUGUUUUAAUAAAUAAAGAUUCUGUAU